Molecule: messenger RNA, 3304 nt
Organism: Castor canadensis (American beaver)
Lineage: Eukaryota; Metazoa; Chordata; Mammalia; Rodentia; Castoridae
Source: RefSeq, a predicted model, not a curated record
CCACUCUCCAGAGAGACCGAAUCUUCAAACAUUUUACCAGGAAGCGCCAAAGGGCUAUGCGAAGACGAGUCCACCAGAUCAAUGGGCACAAGUUCAUGGCCACAUACCUGAGGCAGCCCACCUACUGCUCCCACUGCAGAGAGUUUAUCUGGGGCGUAUUUGGGAAACAGGGUUAUCAAUGCCAAGUGUGCACCUGUGUGGUCCAUAAACGCUGCCAUCAUCUAAUUGUUACAGCCUGCACCUGCCAAAAUAACAUUAACAAAGUGGACUCAAAGGUUGCUGAACAGAGGUUUGGCAUCAACAUCCCACACAAAUUCAGCAUCCACAAUUACAAAGUGCCAACGUUCUGUGAUCACUGUGGCUCCCUGCUCUGGGGAAUAAUGCGACAAGGACUUCAGUGUAAAAUAUGUAAAAUGAAUGUACACAUUCGAUGUCAAGCCAACGUCGCUCCCAACUGUGGGGUGAACGCGGUGGAGCUGGCCAAGACCCUGGCAGGGAUGGGUCUCCAGCCCGGAAAUAUUUCACCAACCUCGAAACUUGUUUCCAGAUCAACCCUAAGACGACAGGGAAAGGAGGGCACCAAGGAAGGAAAUGGGGUUGGGAUUAAUUCUUCCAACCAAUUUGGCAUCCACAACUUUGAAUUCAUCCGAGUGUUGGGAAAGGGCAGUUUUGGGAAGGUGAUGCUUGCCAGGAUAAAAGAAACAGGAGACCUCUAUGCUGUGAAGGUCCUGAAGAAGGACGUGAUCCUGCAGGAUGAUGAUGUGGAGUGCACAAUGACCGAGAAAAGGAUCCUGUCUUUAGCCCGCAACCACCCCUUCCUCACCCAGUUGUUCUGCUGCUUCCAGACCCCUGACCGCCUGUUUUUUGUAAUGGAGUUUGUGAACGGAGGUGACUUGAUGUUCCACAUUCAGAAGUCCCGUCGUUUUGAUGAAGCCCGAGCUCGUUUCUAUGCUGCAGAGAUCAUCUCAGCUCUCAUGUUCCUGCAUGAGAAGGGAAUCAUCUACCGCUGUCCCCCUCUGGAAAAUUGGAGCAAUGUGAUUCCCAUCUCCUGGGACCUCCCUCACUCCUCAGCAUUUCUUAUCAGCAAACUUGGAGACUCCUCAAACAUCUUUCAUUUGUGCCUGGAAUUUUGGAAUCUUACUGUUACCUCACCUAUAUUAGGAUUCUAUUCCAUAUCUAUGGUUCUUUGUAUUCAUGCUAGUGAGAAAAGCCUUCUUUUAAGAUAAAAAAAAAUGGUAGUCAAGUUGAGUCUUUCUCUUUUCCCUUUGUCAUCUAAUGGCAUCAUUCUUUCUACUCCAUGAAAAAAUAGGUUCAUUAUUUUUUGAUCUGUUUACUGCAGAGACAGCUACAAACUGUCAGUUGUUACAUUUAUAGUCCUUGUUUUUCCAGGAAGUACCAACGAUGGGAAUGCUCAGUUCAUGAAUAACUUUCACCUCAGCUUCUGACUGUGAGCCCUCCACAAGAUUGAUACCAGUCACAUUCCUGUCUCCUUUCUCCAUGCCAUGCUUUGCUCUGCCAGUGGUGGCCUCAUUCAGUGACUGCUCUUCCACUGUCACCAGAAAGUGACCACCAUCCCCUACUCCUUUUUCAGGAAUGUGCUGGAGAGCUCAGGCUUUCCAGCUCAGUAGAUUCACUUCACAUUUCCCCCAAAUGUAGUCUCUCCUUUCCCACAGGGAAAUGCUCAGCCCUCUCUGUUCCCACAGACAGCCCUUGGAGACCAUUUAACAAGAGUUCAUUGACCAUCAACUCUCUGCCAAGGAUAUAGAUAUGAUAAUGAGCAAAACCAAAAAUACCCUCUGGUGAUGAGGAUGGCCCAGUGAGGAGAAGGCUAUUAACCAAGUGAUCUUACAAGAGAAAGUAGAACUGUGGCCAGUGCAGUGAAGAAGAGAAAUGCAAUGCUAUGACUGAGAAUCUCCCAUAGGGUGAUCUGAUCUGGUCAGGAAAAGAUGGAAGAUUGUCCGAAGGAAGCGACUCUUGAGUUGAGGUUCCCUGGUGAGGAAGAAGAAAAACUGAAAGAACAGCAAUUGCAAUGCCCAGUAGGAGGAAGGAAAAUGGCAAGUUCAAGAACUUUUAAGGGAGUCCAUUGUGGCUGGAGUCUAGGAGGCAUAGCUUUCCAUAGUUGGUAUUUCAUUAUACCAGAGUGUUCCCAGUCAUCUGAUGACCUCAAGAUUUUUUUACACAUACCUCGUAAAUAAUUUAUUUAAAGGUUUUACGUGUAAGUCUGGUCAUGUUGACAAUCCCUGGAGGUACCAUCAACUCACCUUUGUGUUUAUACUCAACAGUAGGAUUAUAAAAUAGUAGAGCCAGAUGAGACCUCAGAAAUUACCUAGAGCCAAGUUCUCUUUUCCAGAUGAAGAAAUUCGGGUCUGAACCAUCCAACCAGUGAAUUGUGUCUUUUCAUAAGUGUUCUCUUAGGAUGGUUCAUCUACAAUUUAAUGUCCAUUUCCAGAAAACUAAAACUAGAAUUAGAAAACUUUUGACUUUUUAAAUCUUCAAAUUACUGCUGACAUGAAGAAUUAGACAUCUUGAGGCAUUCAAUGCUGUUUACUUCAUUUUCAAGAGAAAAAUCCAGUUGAGACCAGAACAUGUUGACUGAGUCAGGCAUUGAGUUAGGAGGUAUAGAAAUGAGAUAAGUGGAUGUGGCUCUCUCCAUGGGGUGAAAGAGACGGCUCAUAUAAAAUAAUGGCAGAUGGACUCUAAAACUGGGGUAUGCCCAGGGUAUUUUGGGAGCACAGAGAAUGGCUACUGAUCCUGAGAUGUUCAGGCAAACUUCCUGAAGGAAAUAACACCUAAGCUGAGUAUGGAAAGUUAAAAGCUGAGAGUGUUUGAGAUUAUAGGCAUAUGCCACCAGGCUUGAUAAAUGUCCCCAAAGUGAAAUUCCAUGGAAAACAUAAUCCAUUAAAAGAGUAAAAAAAGACCUCUUAUUUUAAAAUGAUUUGAGGGGAAGAAUGUAUUUCUACUAAGAGAAUGCUACAGAUGGUUUUCUGAAAAUCUGGGCACUGGACAGAGUGAUGGUUCUGGGAUGUGGGCAGGUUGCUCAGUGCUCUGAGCUUGUCUGUCUGUCUGUACCAUGAGGCAUCCCUGUAGGGUAUUGUGAAGAUGUGCAAGCUCUUUGAAACAUGCCAGGUCAAGAUGAGAGGUUAUUCUUGGCAUAUACACUAUCAGCUGGUUCAGAUUUUCUUUGUAGCCUGUUCUAGAGUCAUCCUGAAGAUCCUGCCUCUGAAGUGAGGAAUUCUUCAGAGAAAUUGAAGUUUUACCUUGUAAAAUUCAACCCUUUGAAGACCAAUCUCUGCAGUAAACUAAA